Messenger RNA from Tetrahymena thermophila SB210, 1374 nucleotides. RefSeq lists its product as hypothetical. The transcript is spliced from 2 exons. The record is from RefSeq and is a predicted model, not a curated record. Gene Ontology annotation, molecular function: protein binding. NCBI's taxonomy places the organism in Eukaryota, Ciliophora, Oligohymenophorea, Hymenostomatida, Tetrahymenidae.
CAACUGUAUACUAAAAAGUAUUUCAAUUAAAAAGAUAAUUUUGAUUAUUAGAUAAUUACAAUAGUAAUUAUUAUUAAUAAUAUUGAUUAAAAGAUCUUUAUAAAUGUACAAUCAGAAUAUCAAUAAUGUUUAAAAUGGAGUUUAAAAUUGUGAUUUAAGUUGCUCAAAUUCUUAAAUGUAUUAGUAAGAGCUUUUAAAUCAUUAGUUUAACUAAAUUGCGACACCAACCAUGUAUGACUAAAAUACAAAUAGAAUUUAAAAUGGUGUGAAUUGUUAUAAUAUGUAAAAUAAUUAAGUGCUGAAUAAUUAAAAUUAAAACUAAGAUAAUUAUGUAAAAUAACAUCUUAACAAUGGAUAGAAAAAACUUAAUACUCAUGAUUUAGAAAUGGCUUGUGGCGGAAUUAAUUUUUAGUAAACAGCAUAUUAAGAUCCAAGCAUGUAUUAUUCUAAUCCCAAUAAAAAGAGGACGGCUUAGAGAUAUGUUCCUUCUUCUAAACCAAAUACAUUUGCUAAUAAUGUAAGCAAAUAAUCUAACAUGCAUAUUUAUUGGUUUAGCGAGACUCCUGGUUAUCACACAAAAAAAUGUUGUUAUUUAUUUUAUGCAGAUGACUGCUUUUUAAAAUGGAUAGCUGAUCUAUUUUUUCAUGUAUUUUUCUUUCCUUUUAAAGUCAUGGGUAUUUUAAUUUCUUGCAUUACUCGAAUUUGCUGUAAGGGAAAUAAUUGUUUAAUGUAGCUUGUAACUUUAAUAGAAGAAAUUGCCUAUUCCCCAGUUUCUUGUUUUGGUUCAUGGGUAAACCAGUGCUGGUAUUCUACGAAAAUGUUUUGUUGUAAUGGAGGGAGUAUAAGAUAUUUAAGUAAUACAGAUGGAUUUGAUAAUUGUUGUUAAAUAUGCUGUUUAAGUUCUGGAUAAUGUGUCAAAUCUUGUUGUUCGUUUACUAUUGAUUGUAAGUGUUGUAAAGCUUUAGAUUGUGGUAAAUUAUGCACUAAUGAAGAAGGAGAAUGCUGUUGCUCUUAUGGAUGUCUAAAAUGCGGUGAUUGUAUGCAAAAUUUAUUGAUUCCUUAAGGAUUGUGCGAAGACUGCUUUAAAUAUAUAUAGGGUAUUAGCUGUGAUUUUAUAAAUUCUUAGUGUAUUGAAAAUAUUUGUUGCUGUUGUAUUAAAGUUAGGGAAAUAGCCUCUGGAGAAGCAAUAGCAAUUAUAACAAAAUGUUGCUGUUGUGUCAUAUAAACCUUAGGAUCUUUCAAAUUUUGAAUAUAUACUUCCUAUAUUUAUUAUUAUAAAUAUCAAAUAAAUAAAGAAUAUAAUAAUUAUAUUAUUUUUGGAUGCGAUGAUUGUAAUUAAAAUUUAUUUAAUUAAAAUUAAAUCUAGCACAAAAU